This is a messenger RNA of Portunus trituberculatus (swimming crab), 6559 nucleotides long. RefSeq names its product contactin-like (gene Cont). Gene Ontology annotation, biological process: cell-cell adhesion. Bases 136 to 4038 code for a protein of 1300 amino acids. The record is from RefSeq and is a predicted model, not a curated record. NCBI's taxonomy places the organism in Eukaryota, Metazoa, Arthropoda, Malacostraca, Decapoda, Portunidae. The transcript has 26 exons. Gene Ontology annotation, molecular function: protein binding.
AGAAGGUGGCGGGGUGUGGCCAGCAGGUGUGUCCUCUUACAAUACAUGGCUCUAUUUGAACCCUGCGAGGCGCUGUGCUUGUAGGGAACGAGGUGAGAAGAGUGCCUUGAGUGGCGGCAGCUAUUGUAUAGAAAGAUGGAGUUAUGGGCGUUAGUAAUUGUAGCCACAGUGGUGGUGGCAGCAGGACGUGCACAGAUGCUUCAAAACAACCUCCUGGUGGAUCCCCUGCUGGAAAACACAGUGGAGAAGACCUGCCCCACCAACUGGUCCACACAUAGAGGAUCCUGCUACAAAUAUAUUCGCUCUCCUGUCAAGACCAGGCAGCAGGCCAGGGCACAGUGCCAGGCAUAUGGUGAAGGCUCAGACUUGGUGAGUGUAAGUAAUAAGGAGGAGCAUGGUUUCCUCACUCGCUACCUCCAUGAGAAUGAUCCUCUCCAACGCAAGUGGUACACAGCUGGCUAUCAGAAGACUCCAGGCUUCUGGGAGAAUGAGGGUGAUGGCUCUUCCUACCAGGACAUGACGGAGGCAUUCCUGCCAGAACAGGCCAUCUCGCCACAGAACAACUAUCUCGCAUACAGCUACUCAGUGAUGCACAAAGAGUGGGGUCUGCUGAUGGUGGAUGGGGAAGAGGCUCUUCUAUAUGUAUGUGAAAUCCCUCAAGCCAAUAUCAACAACAUCAUUGACGAGUCGGUGGAACGCGACCAUGAGUAUGGCUUGGUGAUUGAGGACCCCACCAAGGUGCCACAAGGACCAGUUUUUGAUCUGCAGCCUGUGGACAAGAUCUUUGACCUGGCACGGCGAGAGGUCAUUAACUACAUCUCAGUCACAUGUCUUGCCAAAGGAUACCCACCACCCACCUACACCUGGUACAAAGAGAGUUAUGAGAAUGAAGCCAUCAGGUCACGCCCCAUUGAUCCACUCCAGGACCCAAGAUUCACCGUGUCUGGUGGAACUCUCAUCAUCAACAAUCCUAAACAGGUUGAGGACAGAGGGAAGUACCACUGUCGAGCUGAAAACAAAUUUGGCUCCAUCACUUCUGAGAGUAUCCAGCUAUCAUUUGCCUAUGUGGCUGAGUUUAACCUGAAGCGUUCAGAUGAAAUAGGUAACCAGUACUGGGGGAAAGCCAUUUACUGUGAUCCACCACAACACUUCCCUGAUGUCCGCUACUACUGGGCUCGUACUUUCUUCCCUAACCUGGUGGAGGAGGACCGUCGCACAAUGGUUUCCCACGAUGGCAACCUGUACUUCUCUUAUGUAGACAUGAUUGACAAUGGACUGUACAGCUGCAACGUCAUGAGCACAGUCUCAGGAAUUGGCAAGAACGGACCCUUUUUCAAUCUGGAUGUGCUGCCCCACCCUAACUACCAGCAGCUGAAGUUUGCCAACAACUUCCCUAAGGCCUUCCCUGAGGCUCCCAUCAGAGGGGAGGACGUCAGGCUGGAAUGCAUCGUUUUUGGAUAUCCUGUUCCUUCCUACAACUGGACCAGGCGUGGUGGUGCCCUGCCUCGGGGUGCUCAGCUGCUCAGUUACAACCGGGUCCUCCUCCUGCCCAAAGUGGAACCCUCAGACAUGGGUGAUUAUGUGUGUCGUGCCCAUAAUACCAAGGUGGCCAUUGAGAACAGCAUUGCCCUCAGUAUUCAAGCCAAACCAAGCUUCACCAUUCGCCUUCAAGACCAAUUCAUUGCCAAAGAUGCAGACCUCAUGUGGGAGUGUGAGUCAUUUGGCAUUCCUGACGUAGACUAUGCAUGGCUGCGGAAUUCUGAACCACUGAACAUGGAAACGCUGAAUGAGGAAGAAAAGGAGCGUUAUGAGAUAGCAGACAGCAUAUUCAAGAUCAAAGGAGUGAAGGAGUCUGAUGAGGCUGUGUACCAGUGUAUGGCAACCAACCAGCUGGGGACCUCCUACUCCUCAGCCCAACUCAAAGUGUUAAAAUUGGCACCAACUUUCCGCAAGAAGCCGCUAGAGACAGAGAUGUAUGGUGCUGAGGGGAAGAAUGUGACCAUUGCAUGUAAUCCUGAGGCAGCACCAAAACCCAAGUUUACGUGGCGACAAAAUGGACUUAUAAUUGGGAACGGUGGAAGAAGGAAAAUAUUGCGCAACGGUAACCUGGUGAUUGAUCCCGUCUCCCGUGAAGAUCGAGGCAACUACUCCUGCACGGCGGAGAAUAUCUAUGGAUCAGAUACUAGUUUUGGAUGGCUGGAAGUCCUGCGCAAGCCAGAGUUUUAUCGCAGUCCACCUGAGGAAGUGAUAACUGCCAAGGGGGACAACAUCACCCUGGAGUGUGAGGCAUACAUAGAUCCUCUUUUGGACAAGUCAUAUGUGUGGCGUCACAAUGGCCUCAGGAUUGAACUAGACGAUACUGAAUACCUGCGACACCUUGCUUACAUGCAGGGCUAUGAUUAUGAAUACCAGAGUCGGAGGUACAACCUCUAUGACAAUCCAUAUGAGUCUUCCCUCUACCUGAAGAGAAGGGAGCAGGAGAUGUAUAUUGCCAAAAGAUACCCUCCCUACAAAAAGGGCCUCCGUGCAGGUCACCUAAGGAUACCAAAUAUCCAGAUGGAAGAUGCUGGUGUGUAUGAGUGUGUGGCCAUGACACCUGUGGCCAAAAUUUCCAUAUCCACCAAAAUUAUUGUCCAUGGCCCUCCAGGACCACCAGGUGGAGUGACAGCUGUGGACCUGACGAGCACAAGGGGCCGAGUGAAGUGGACUAAUGGUGCAAGUAAUGGCCGUCCCAUCUUGUCCUACAACAUCCAGACACGCACUCAGUGGACCAGAAAGUGGAGGACAGUGGCAGAGAACAUACAGGCAGAGCUCAUUGACAACACCAACGGCCGCAUGGAGUAUCAACUGGGUGAUGUCCUCUCCCCCUGGUCUGCUCAUGAGUUCAGGGUGCAAGCUGUCAACAUUCUUGGAGAGGGACAGUACUCCAGUUCCUCACCUCAGGCUAACACAAGGCCAGACAGUCCCUUCACCAUCCCGAACAAUCUUGGUGGUGGCGGAGGCAAGACUGGUGACCUUACUAUCACCUGGGAGCCAAUGUCUGGAGAGCAUCAGAACGCCCCUGGGAUCUACUACAAGUUAUUCUGGCGGCGUUCAGUGCUUGACCCAGAGACAGAGUUCCAGAAGGUGGUGCUGAGGGAACGAGGCAACGUAGGAAUGCAUGUGGUAGACGUCAACCCCAUCAAGUACUUCUACACAGAGUAUGAAGUGAAGAUCCAGGCAUGGAAUAGUAUUGGUCCAGGUCCGAUAAGUGAACCUGUGACAAUCUACACUGCGGAGGACAUGCCCCAAGUCCAACCCACGGAAGUGUCUGCCUUUGCCCACAAUGCUACCUCCCUCAACGUCACCUGGCAGCCUAUUGAGCCCACCAGGGAGAACAUUAGAGGCAAACUUGUCGGCUACAGAAUCAAGUACUGGAGACGGAUGGACAAUGACACAGACCACAUCAUCAAGCUGCAGCGAGGAACAGAACCGCACGGUCUCAUUGUGGGUCUGGUGCCGAACACUUUCUACUGGGUGCGAGUCAUGGCAUACAACCAAGCUGGCUCAGGACCCGAGAGUGAAAGGUUCCUGGAGCGAACUUGGCGCCAUCCACCCCUCAUGCCACCCAAUGCUGUCCAAGUGUACCCAAUCAACCCCAGCACCAUCCGUGUCACCUGGCGUGGUGUCACCCCCACACCCAUGGAGGAACCUCUCAUUGGGUAUAAGGUCAAAGUGUGGGAAUCCGACCAGGACUUCACCACUGCCAACGAUACUUUUGUAUACAUCGGUUCACCCUUGGAGGCUUACAUUACUGAUCUGUCUCCUGGGAAAUCGUACAUGCUGCGUGUGUUGGCGUUUUCUCGAGGUGGUGACGGGAAGAAGUCCUCCCCUCCCUGGAAGUUCCAAAUGGGUGACACAGAUCUGCUAAAAGGGUCAGCCCCAGGAACCUCCCCUGACCUGCUGCUCAACUCAACUCUCCUUGUGACCUUCCUGGUUGGCGUACUCACUCCAAUCCUGCGCUCUCGCUUUCUCAACCACCAUCACCAUCAGCAAUGAGUGCUGCUGCUGCCACCCUGGUGAUGGUAUGGCAGAAAGCAUCACCCAGUUGUGAGGUGUUGAAGGUAAUGAUGUUCAGGAGACCGUCCGGUAAGCCUAAUUUACUGAGACUGUUUUGGUGGCACCUGACUGCUACUUUUUAAAGCUGUGUUCUGUGAAAUUGUUCCUUAGUGUAUUUCAAGGCAUGUAUAUCAAGGUUUUCAUGGUCCACUCUGUAAAAAGGCAGUUGUGGCGCUAAGGCAGCAUGAAUUAGGCUCUGUGUGUAUGUCAUUGUGUGUGUGUAUUUGCUGCUGUUUGUGAUUUUAAUCUCAAAUGGGGAUCUGCUUUCAUCACAGCAGCUAAAAGUCUAAUUAAUACGUCCAUUACUUGUAAGAUUUAUGUGAGCAGCUGCAGGGUGUCUGCUGGCAUGGACACAUUAAGCAUAUAAGGGUUCAGUGGGACACAUACUAAGAGAUGAUACAAAGAAGAAAGAUGGCAACUAUAUUAGAUUAUAAAGCUUCUUCAUGAAAUGGUGAAAGGAAGAAAUAGUCUUCUAAGGGAGUAUGGGAGUGAGCAAUCUCUUUAGGAAGUUACAAAUGGAAUACAGAUUUUGUAGGACUUGUAUAGGGAGGGUAUAUAUAUAUAUAUAUAUAUAUAUAUAUAUAUAUAUAUAUAUAUAUAUAUAUAUAUAUAUAUAUAUAUAUAUAUAUAUAUAUAUAUAUAUAUAUAUAUAUAUAUAUAUAUGUGUGUGUGUGUGUGUGUGUGUGUGUGUGUGUGUGUGUGUGUGUGUGUGUGUGUGUGUGUGUGUAUACAGUUUUAAAGAGAGAGAGAGAAUGAUCUUCAGAAGAUUUAUAACUGCAAUUUCUUUUUAGAAGUUUUAGAGAGAGUGAAUAAGUUACAUUGGUAGAUUCCAUUUUGUGAAUAAAGUUUUGAUGCUUUUAUGUAGCAGCACAGUGAGGGAAUGAUCUCUUUUUGGGAGAUACAAACAUUUUUACCUCAGAUAUAUGCAAUUCUUUAGGGUUUAAGAUGUAAAAGGGACUUCCUUGUGAUUUGUAUUGUAAGGGGAUGAAAUGUUUUCUAUUUCUUCUUUCCUUUUCAUUUUGUAACACUUCCUUGCUGACAACAUAAGAUACUUUAUUCUUGUGCCUUGUAUAAAAAAGAUGUUGAUGUAUCCAAAAGUCCUAGCUCUUUUUGAUCAUUGAAUUUUAAUCUUCACCUGGUAUAUUUUUUAUACUGAAUGACCAAAGUGUUAUUUUUAAGUUGUGUCAGCGUGGGUGUUGUUUUACUUGAUGAGAGGGAUGAGGAGUGGAAGAAAAAAAUCACUACUAUUUUUGUCAUGAAACUAUCCACAAAUUAGUAUAAACUAAUAUUAGACAUAACUUUAGUAAAGGAUGAAUCCUAAUGUCAUGGUCAACAUCAGGCUAAAGUGAUGAGUUAUUUGCAUCAGAGGUACAACAAGUGGUUUCAGUUAGGCUUUGGUUAUUACUUCCCUGACACUCGUGGGAAAUGCCAUAUGCUUUGAAUUUUUAGCUGUGUAUCUUGAGUUUUUAUGAGAAUAUUUUGGUAUUGAUGAUAUCUUAAUUUUUACUAAGGUACAGUUUUUCCUGCUUAUUCAUGAAGAACUCUUUAGCGUUACAUUGCAGGAGCUUCAUUUUGACCAUUGGAAGCCAAGGAAGUAUUGAUAUUAUAGUAUUGUAGGGCCUUGAUCCAUAGGGUUCUCUUCAACUACAUUCCCAGAAUACAGUAUUAGUGUUAUAUUAUAAAACAUACGCAUACAAAGGAUAAGAUGGCCUUCCGUUUCAUUUACAGAAUUUUAGUGGCCUGAAUUGAGGUAUUUUGAAUGGUUAUGUGUUGUUAGCAAUUGUGCAGACUGUUGACUUAAAGGUUGUGUGUUUUGAGUGCCAAUUGCUAACCAGAUAGAUAUGGCAUCUGAUCCACAAUACAAGUAUCACACUCCAUGCCAUAUUUUUGUUGUGUUAUUUAAAUUUUUAAGUGUCAAAUUUUUACUUUAUUUCUGAUUCAAAGUUUGUGUCAAAUUUUAUAUUUUAUUUAGAAUUCAAAUUUUCAGGUGUCAAGCUUUUUUAUUUCUACUAAUGUUGAUGUCAUGUAGUUUGAUACCUACAGCUCAAUAAUAAUGCUGAUGCAUUCUUUCCAUUAUACUUAUGAUAGUUUUCAUUGUUUUGUGGAAGUAUUUAAGAUAUACAAUGCAAUGCUUUUAUUAUUACUGAAAGUGUAAAUAAUUUGUAAUGAUGCCAAGUUUGUAUUUUGUUGGUUGUGUUUUGUAUAUCCUGUUUGUAGCUCAAGUUUGUGGCAAAAAUGUACAACGACAACAAUGACAGUAAUUUCAGCAAGAGAAUCUCACAUUCCAGCUGUUCAUAUGUAUAUUUUGAUGUUUGAUAUGCUGUAGUCAUGUACUUUAAAACCAAAGGCCAUGAUUGUGUGCUUUCAAGCAUGCAUUUACAAAGUAUUGUUGUGCCUUCAGCUGGUGGAUAUGUAUGUAGCUGCUAAGUCCAGACACACUAAAUAAAUAAUUCAAUCUUUA